AUGUCGGUUCUCCCGCCCGAGGUCCAUGCCGAGCUGGCUCAGCUUCUCCAAGCCCUCCAAGCUUCCGACAACAAUGUCCGAACUCAAGCGGAAGAACAUCUGCAAAAUAACUGGACCACCACACGGCCAGAGAUCCUGUUGAUGGGCUUGGCUGAACAGAUUUCGUCGUCGAGAGAUGCAUCGAUUCGCGCUUUUUCUGCCGUUAUUUUUAGGCGAAUAGCCUCCAAAACGCGGAAGACGGCAAGCUCGGAAAAUACCGAUAUGUUUUUUUCUCUGGGCAAGGAACAGGCCGAGGCUAUCCGCAUAAAGCUCCUGGAGACGUUGGGAACAGAGUCUGACCGGGCCGUCCGCAACAAGAUCAGCGACGCCGUGGCUGAAAUCGCCAGACAGUACUCUGACAACAGCGAAUCGUGGCCGGAACUCCUAUCGGUUCUUUUCAAUCUUAGUCAACAACCUGACGCUGGUAAGCGUGAGACUGCUUUCCGUGUCUUUACCACGACUCCUGGCAUUAUCGAGAAACCGCACGAGGAAACUGUGGCCCAAACAUUUGCCCAGGCCUUCAAGGAUGAGUCCGUCUCGGUCCGACUAGCAGCGAUGGAGGCAUUCGCCGCAUUCUUCCGAUGCUUGACUAAGAAAAACCAGACAAAGUACCACGGCCUCCUGCCCGAAGUCUUAAAUAUCCUACCCCCUAUCAAGGAUUCGCAGGAUUCCGAAGAUCUCAGCAAAGCCCUCGUUGCUCUCAUCGACCUCGCCGAAAGCGCGCCCAGGAUGUUCAAGCCCGUCUUCAACAAAUUGGUUCAGUUUGCCAUCUCCGUCAUUCAAGACAAGGAACUGAACGACCUAUGUCGGCAAAACGCUCUUGAGCUUAUGGCAACGUUUGCCGACUAUGCUCCGUCGAUGUGCAAGAAGGAUCCUAAUUACACUAGUGACAUGAUCACUCAAUGCCUCAGCCUAAUGACGGACUUGGGCGAGGAUGACGAUAAUGCUGAAGAAUGGCUUGCGUCUGAUGAUUUGGAUCAGGAAGAAAGCGACCAUAACCAUGUUGCUGGCGAGCACUGUAUGGACCGGCUAGCCAACAAGCUUGGAGGCUUGGUCAUUCUCAUGCCGACCUUCCGUUGGCUACCGCAAAUGAUGCAGUCUCCCGCCUGGAGAGACCGCCACGCUGCUCUGAUGGCAAUUUCUGCCAUCUCGGAGGGAUGCCGGGAGCAGAUGAUUGGUGAACUGAAACCUGUCUUGGAACUCGUCGUUCCGGCUCUGAGAGACCCGCAUCCCCGCGUACGCUGGGCUGGGUGUAAUGCGCUGGGGCAAAUGAGCACCGAUUUUGCCCCCACCAUGCAAAAGGAUUACUACGAUGUUGUGCUCAAGGCCAUCGUCCCCGUUCUGGAGUCCCCUGAGGCGAGAGUCAAGUCUCAUGCCGCCGCAGCUUUGGUCAACUUUUGCGAGGAAGCCGAGAAGAGUGUUCUCGAGCCUUACCUUGACGAGUUGCUUUCUCAGCUCUUUCAGCUCCUCCAAAACGAAAAGCGAUAUGUUCAGGAACAGGCGCUAUCGACAAUUGCGACAAUCGCCGACGCGGCUGAGAAAGCCUUUGCUAAGUAUUACAGCACCCUCAUGCCCCUGCUCUUCCAGGUUCUCAAGCGCGAAGAUGACAAGGAAUUCCGCCUGCUCCGUGCCAAGGCUAUGGAGUGCGCGACCCUCAUUGCGCUCGCAGUAGGGUACGAACGAAUGGAGCAAGAUGCUUAUGAGCUGGUUCAACUCUUAGAUAAGAUUCAGGACAACAUUACGGACGCAGACGAUCCCCAAGCUCAGUAUCUGAUGCACUGCUGGGGAAGAAUGUGUCGAGUCAUGGGCAAGCAUUUCCUUCCAUGCCUGCCCAAGGUCAUGCCGCCUCUGCUCCAGCUUGCCAGCGCCAAAGCCGAUAUUCAGCUACUGGAAGACGAUGAGCAGAUCGAACAGUUCCAACAAGAAGACGGAUGGGAGUUGCUUCCUCUUCGCGGUAAAACCAUUGGAAUCCGGACGAGCUCCAUGGAUGACAAAAACAUGGCCAUUGAGCUUCUUGUCGUCUACGCACAAGUCCUUGAAGGAGACUUUUCUCCCUGGGUAGCCGAUAUUAUGGAGAAGAUUGCUCUUCCUGGCCUCGCCUUCUUCUUCCACGACCCUGUGCGGUUUGUAUCGGCCAAGCUUGUUCCACAGCUUCUCGGUUCAUACAAAAAGGCUUUCGGCCCCGAAUCUACCGAAUUAAACACGCUCUGGCUGAACACCGUCGUCAAGUUGCUCGAAGUACUCACUGCAGAGCCCGCUAUUGACACGCUGGCAGAGAUGUAUCAAUGCUUCUACGAGGCUGUAUCAGUAAUUGGGAGGCCAUGCCUUACUGCCGAACACAUGGAUCGAUUUAUCGACGCGGCCACCACCACACUCGAAGACUAUAAGGAGCGUGUCCAGCGACGGGCCGAUGAUGCUGAGAAUGCCGCUGCAGAAGACGCAGAAGACGAAGAGGAAGAGCUGCUCAUAGCUAUCGAGGACGAUCAGACACUCCUCUCCGAUAUGAACAAAGCCUUCCACUGCAUCUUCAAGUUCCAUGGUUCUACCUUCCUUCGCCCCUGGGAGCGCCUGGUUCUCACGUACGAUGGAUUUCUGAAAUCGAGCGACCCCACCCAGCGACAAUGGGGCUUGUGCAUAAUGGAUGAUGUUCUCGAAUACUGUGGCUCGGACAGCAGCAUUUAUGAGCGUUACAUUACGGGCCCACUGCUGAGCGGCUGCGAUGAUGCAUCGCCCGCAAUCCGGCAGGCGGCGGCCUAUGGUAUUGGCGUAGCUGCCCAUCGUGGUGGGCAAGCCUGGGCAACAUUCGUCGGAAACGCAAUCGAGCCCCUUUUCCGGAUCAUGGGGACACCAAAUGCGCGCAGCGAAGAGAAUGUCUACGCGACAGAAAAUGCCUGUGCUGCAGUUGCAAAGAUCCUCCACUACAACGCAUUUGAGGUCCCGAACGCCGACGCGGUUAUCGCCCAGUGGGUCAACUGUCUACCCAUCACCAACGACGAGGAGGCAGCUCCAUAUGCGUACGCUUACUUGGCUGAGCUCAUUGAUAAGCAACAUCCCGCCGUCUUUGCACAAGCCGAAAAGGUCUUCUUGUUCGUGGCGCAGGCUCUCGAGGCCGACACCCUGACUGGGCAGACAGCUGCCCGAGUCUGUGGGGCAACCAAACUGCUCGUUGCGAAUACCAACACGAACGCGGAGUUGAUCCUCCUACAAUUCUCUCCCGAUGCUCAAGCGGUUAUUCGUGCACAUUUCAGCUAG
Molecule: messenger RNA, 3291 nt
Organism: Lasiosphaeria miniovina
Lineage: Eukaryota; Fungi; Ascomycota; Sordariomycetes; Sordariales; Lasiosphaeriaceae
Product: armadillo-type protein
Exons: 6
Coding region: 1-3291 (1096 amino acids)
Biological process (GO): protein import into nucleus
Cellular component (GO): cytoplasm; nucleus
Molecular function (GO): nuclear import signal receptor activity; small GTPase binding
Source: RefSeq, a predicted model, not a curated record